UGCAAACGAUUUUCCGCGUACCCUAUGUAUAAAUUGUGUAGUAAAACGUUUGUUUUUCCUGCGGAAAAUUUUACUCUCCACGUUAAAAUGAAUCGCGUGUGAUUGUGGGUAAUUCGCAGUAAUCUCAGCUUGUUUUGAAAUAAUCUGAAAAUCAAUACGAACUACAGUAAAUCAAUGUGAAUUGGAAAAAAUGAGUGGCAUCGCAACAAAUUUAGUGUGGAGGCAAUUCAGACGAAUGUGCUCUAAAUCAAGGGAACAGCACGCUAAGGCAAGAUUUAUUUCGAUAAAAGAAAAAAUUAUUUCAAAUACCAUGAUUUCAAAAAAUCACCUCACUCCGGAAAUAUCACUGCACCUGAUAACUAGUGAAUGCAAAUUAUUCCAUGAACCAGUUUGCGAAGGCACAGAAAGAGUGUUUGAUAACGAUCCCUUCUGGGGUUUUUACUGGCCAGGAGGACAAGCGUUAAGUAGAUUCAUUUUGGAUACACCUUCUGUAGUGAAGAGCCUCAGAAUCUUAGACGUGGGAAGCGGGAGUGGAGCCUGUUCGAUUGCAGCUAAAAUGAGUGGUGCGAAAAUUGCAGUUGCAAAUGACAUAGACUAUGGAGCAAAAGUGGCAGCAGAUUUAAAUGCGGAGCUAAACAACGUAAUUAUUUCCACAUGUACACAAAAUCUAAUCGGGAAUUUUUGCAAGGAUUUCGAUGUAAUACUAGUCGGAGAUGUUUUCUAUGAUAAGGACAUUGCUGACCAGAUUUUACCUUGGUUGACGAAUUUGCGGAAAAAAGGAAAGGAGAUAUACAUCGGAGAUCCUGGCCGACAUGGUUUGUCGACUGACGCAAUGAACCUAAUGGAUAAGGUGCUAACUUAUGAAUUACCAGAAAACUGUUGUAUUGAGAAUAAUGGAUUUAAAAUUGUUAAUGUUUGGAAGGUAAAAUAAUUGGAAGUAUAAAGAUUUUGUGUUAGAACUUUC
This is a messenger RNA of Hermetia illucens (black soldier fly), 964 nucleotides long. Its product is annotated as electron transfer flavoprotein beta subunit lysine methyltransferase-like. The record is from RefSeq and is a predicted model, not a curated record. The coding region runs from base 191 to 931 and encodes 246 amino acids. Gene Ontology annotation, biological process: peptidyl-lysine trimethylation. Gene Ontology annotation, cellular component: mitochondrial matrix. Gene Ontology annotation, molecular function: protein-lysine N-methyltransferase activity. The transcript is spliced from 5 exons. NCBI's taxonomy places the organism in Eukaryota, Metazoa, Arthropoda, Insecta, Diptera, Stratiomyidae.